This is a messenger RNA of Naegleria gruberi, 600 nucleotides long. RefSeq lists its product as uncharacterized. NCBI's taxonomy places the organism in Eukaryota, Heterolobosea, Eutetramitea, Acrasida, Naegleriidae. The transcript has a single exon. The record is from RefSeq and is a predicted model, not a curated record. Bases 1 to 600 code for a protein of 199 amino acids.
AUGAAAUGGAGAAUUGUUGCCUCUACCAAUGACAAUUCUAGUAUUCCACUUGAUUGGCAUCCUCUUCCACCAAAGAAUGUGAAAUACAUGCUUGGUACUGGAACUACCUAUUAUGAUUGGUCUCAAAAAGCCAUGUUAGAAGUUUAUGAUGAUUAUUGUGUUCCAAUCUUUGGUCCACUCACAGACAAGAUCAAUCAAUUCAGAUGUAAUUUCCUUAAUGUUAAUUUGACAAGUUAUCUCAUUAGUUUGGAUCCAUCUCCAUUUCCAAAAUGUUGUGUGUUUGGUGAACAAGUUUUCCAUCCUCCAGAACCAACCUUUUUGAACAACAUGUUCUACAAUUCAAGUGCUGCACUUUUUGGUAAGCCAGUGGAUUGGUGGGUUUUGGAUACUGAUCAGAAUGAUCCUGCAGAACCUUUCGGAUAUGGUUUCUAUCCAAAAGAUCAAGUUAGUGGCUAUCAAACACCUGCUGCUUUUUGGUUUAGAACUGUUGAUGGAUUUUCUAUUCAAUAUUUCAAAGAUUUUGAAGUGAAAAAGCCAGAUCCAUCUGUUUGGAAAUUACCUUCAUAUUGUGUCAAUGCUCCAUCGUGUGGAUAUUUGUAA